GAUAUAAAUACAUUAUGAAGAACACGAAGGUUUCUGAUCAUUCUUAUAUUGUCUUCCGCGGAGGAUAUAGGUAGCUUACUAACAAAAUGAAGACUCUUCUCUCGAUCUCAGUUUGUGUGGUUCUGUGCGUUAUUGGCAGUACUGAAGCUAAAGGAAUUCCUUCUUACAUAACAUUAUGCAAAAGCAAGGACCCAGAAUUGGAGAAAUGUAUUUUACGAGCUGUUGAUGCAAUUCAGCCACAUCUCAAAUCAGGAAUUCCAGAAUUAGGCAUUCCAUCCCUCGACCCCUUGACCAUACCAUUUGCAGGACUUGAAGCCGGACCAACUUUCAACGCCAGUUUCAGAGACAUUGAAGUAUAUUAUGCGAACGAAUUCAAAAUCGACAAAUUCAAACUUGAUUUGGACAAAGUUGAUCUUGAUAUUGGCAUCACUUUUCCCAAAUUGAGGAUCAAGUCUAAAUAUGCCAUCGAUGGAAAGAUUCUGUUCCUUGAACUCAAAGGAUCUGGACCAGCUGAUGGGAAUUUCACUAAUGUCCAUGCUGAAGUGAAGGGAAAUGGAAGGAGAAUCGAGAAGAACGGAAAAACUCAUUUGGAAAUCGAAACAAUCAAUGUUAAAGGCGAUUAUGGAAAACCUAUUUUUCUCUUCGCUGAUCUGUUCGAAAACCAAGAGGUCAACGAUCAAACCAACAAAAUCAUAAACGAUAAUAUCGUAGAAAUAAUAAAAGAAUUGGAGCCUGUUGUUAACAAAGUUGUGAUUGAAAUUGUACAGAGUUUAGUAUCUAGAGUGUUUGUGAAAUAUUCCUUUGAUGAACUGUUCCCAAAAUAGGUAAUUUAUCAUCUCUUAAGAUAUUUGUUUUGUAAGAAGUUUUUAUUUAUAUUGUACCUAAUUGUAUGCCGAAUGCCAGUAUUUGAACUCAGUGUAUUCUUUUAAUUGAAUGAAUGUUGAAUAAAUAUGAAUAAAAGACAGUGUCAAGCGAAGACUAUAACUUUAA
Messenger RNA from Harmonia axyridis, 990 nucleotides. Its product is annotated as protein takeout-like. The transcript is spliced from 3 exons. Bases 87 to 824 code for a protein of 245 amino acids. The record is from RefSeq and is a predicted model, not a curated record. Lineage: Eukaryota; Metazoa; Arthropoda; Insecta; Coleoptera; Coccinellidae.